Vespa mandarinia (Asian giant hornet) is the source of this 2586-nucleotide messenger RNA. RefSeq names its product dynein regulatory complex subunit 11. Lineage: Eukaryota; Metazoa; Arthropoda; Insecta; Hymenoptera; Vespidae. Gene Ontology annotation, molecular function: ATP binding; ATP hydrolysis activity. The record is from RefSeq and is a predicted model, not a curated record.
AUGUCACAUCAUUAUUACAAUGAAUUAUGGCUCGUCACAAGAUGCGAUUUGGAAAAAUUAUUGGAAUUGGAUAGAGAUUUACAAAAAUGCAAACCUAUAAAGCAAAGAAAAAAUGCUUUAAAUCAUGCUCUAACUCUUUAUAUAAGAUAUCGAGAUUUGGUAAGAAGACUCGUGAUAUGUUAUAAUCAAAUGAUCCAAACGCAAAAACGUGAAUUAAUUAAAAAAAUAGUUGAUUGUGCGAUUGGUCGAAUGCUCCAGUGUAAAAGAGAAGUUGUUAAAUUAGAUUGCUCUUAUUUUCAGUGGCCGGAUGAUGUAUUAUGUCAAUUAAAAUUAACGCCAGAUGACGUAAAUACCCCUAUCUUGAUAGUCGAUAAAAAUCAUGCAUUAGAACGUAGAGAGUUAAUCGAGGAGAUGAAAAAAUAUGAGGGCAAAAAACCUCUUGUAAUACAAGAGCAGAGGCUUUCGCAAGUGAUGACGGAAACCGAAGAUAUCUCGUCAAAAAUGCAAUUAACACGUAAAAAAAGAUUCAGACCUGCCGAUACCUCACCGAAAAUUUUAGUAGAAACGUCUGAGCAAAGGCUAGCUAAGGAAGCUCGAGAAGCUCGAGAAGUUGCUGAAAAGGCUUUACAUGAUGCAGUGCUUUUGAUACAAUGUCAUGAAAGAGCUAGAGUUGGACGUCGUAUUGGUAAAGAAGCUCUACUAAUGUAUGAAUAUAAGAAAAAAGUUAAAACCGAUGAGACAGCUCCAUUAAUAAAAGUCGAUAAAGAAACAUAUAGUAAAGCUAUCGUCAUCAUACAACGUGCUUGGAGAAGAUUUGCAGCCCGAAGAGAUAUUAAAAGAAGAAUCAAUCAUUUAGAAGAAUUAUUAGAUAUGACGAUACCAAGUUGGAAACCUCAAGAUAUUUCUAAAAGAGACGAAGAAAUUUUUCAAAGGAGAUUAGAUAUUAUACCGAUUUAUGCCGUAAAAACUGAAAAAAUUAUCCAAGAUGAAUCUAUCAGGUUAUUGAAAAUAGUGGGGCCUGGAAUGAUAGAAGAUAUCACUGAUGAAAUUCAUGAAUGGUUCAUCGUCUGGUACGAUACGGUUGGAUAUUUUGACGUUUAUCCACCAGCAGAGUUAGGUGGUAGCAUUCUGAUAGUUACCGGACAGACUAUGGAUCCAGAGGAAUAUCUUAUGCAACAGAUGCAAAAGCUGAUAGAGGCAAAAAAAAAAAAGAAAGAGGCAAAGAAACCAACGAAACCAAAGCCAAAAAAGGAGAAAACUAUAGAAGGAUGGUUUAUGCCGGAAACUCCAUUAUUUACCUGUUUGGAAAUGGCUAAUAAUGAAUUUAUCGAAAAUUGGAGUUAUCGAGAUGAAUCUUCUAAUCCGUUACUAAAACCUUAUCUCGAUUUAAUAACCGAUAAACUUUGUUACGAACUUCAAUUUGAAAUGCGACUGAUUGUUGACGAACUUAUGAGACUUGAAUUGGAGAAAUUGAACGAAGCUUUGUUAAAAGAUUAUGCCUCCGGUAAAGUAGAUAUUCCUGAGAUGCCACAAAGACUACGAAAAAAGGAUCGAAAAAAACCCAGAUCAAAAAGGGAUCGUUUAGCUAAUAUUCCUAUAACCGAACUUUUUAAUGAAUUAGUACAACAAAAUAUCAUACGAAAUUAUUCAGAAAGAAGUUUGGACGAUUGGUUCGGUGACUUUCGUUAUCAAAAUUACGGUGCACAUUCCGAAUUUCAAAAUCGGUUAGGAGACAUGAAACAAAUUAUCAUGGAGUAUUGCGUAUUACCCCUCUCUUCUAAAGAAAUACAUACAGUAGCACCCUUAACACAAUCCGUUUGUAUCUGUGGUUUACCUGGAUAUGGUAAAACAUUUCUAGUCGAUGCAAUCUGUUCGGAGGUUGGUGCAACCUUAUACGAUAUGACACCGUUGGUAUUGAUUGAUAAAUAUAUUGGUAAGAAAAACGAACGAAGAUUAAUGGAUAUCAUUGGCAAAUUAAGUCGCAUUUAUCCACCUUCCGUAAUAUUUAUCGAUGGUGGCGAGAAACCAUGGUUAAAGAAAGUCCCAUUAAACGAACGAUAUAUUAAACCAAAACGAUUUGCUAAACAUCAUGCAAAGUUUAUCAAAAGUAUCAAACCAGGUGAUCAGAUUUUGUUUCUGACUGUUUCUUCCGAACCUUACAAAGCGAGGGGUGGAUUUAUGAAGGUUCACAAUGUAUUUAUAAUGAUACCUCUAACCGAUUACAAUACACUAUACAUGUAUUACAAAUAUUUAUUAAUGAAAUAUCAUGGAGUAGAUAGAAACAUAGAUGUUUCUUGUCUGGCUAAAAUGUCCGUCGGUAUACCUUUGGAAUUUAUAAGAAAAUCUAUCGAGAACGUAUUAUCGCUGAAAAGAAGAAUCAUGUUGAAUCGCAAACCUUUAUCGCAAACGGAAAUUAUGGAAGAAGUGUGGAAAUACGAGCCGCUCUCUAAAAAUAUCCUUGAAAAAUAUCAAAAUUUCGAAAAGAAUACUCCUCUUGGUAAAAAGAGAGAGAUAAUGUUAGCCAGAGAGAAAGAAGAACAGGAUAAAAUUGAUGCUUUAAAAGCAAUGAAGAAAAAGAGACGAUGA